This is a messenger RNA of Camellia sinensis, 372 nucleotides long. The record is from RefSeq and is a predicted model, not a curated record. NCBI's taxonomy places the organism in Eukaryota, Viridiplantae, Streptophyta, Magnoliopsida, Ericales, Theaceae.
AUGGAGGUAUUGGAUAUAUCGAAGAUGGAUGAUUUAACAAUUGCUACCCAAAUGGAUGUUCAUGGCGAGGAUGAUACAGAAUGUAAAUCCAUAUUAGGUAUGGAAUUUGACUCUGAACAAUCAGCUUAUGAAUUUUAUAAUUCUUAUGUAGGAAGAGUUGGAUUUAGUAUUAGAAAAGAAUAUGCUCAUAAAAGUAAGACCGGUGAAAUUACUUCAAGGACAUUUGUUUGUUCUAAGGAGGGUCUUAGAAAAUCUGAUAAAAGAGAUUUUGCUGUAAGGAUUCCUAGGGCGGAGACAAGGACCGGUUGUGGUGCUUUGAUGAGCAUUAAAUUAAUUAGGCAAAUUGGAAGUAUAGAGUUAUCAAUUUUGUAG